Molecule: messenger RNA, 543 nt
Organism: Alternaria rosae
Lineage: Eukaryota; Fungi; Ascomycota; Dothideomycetes; Pleosporales; Pleosporaceae
Product: anaphase-promoting complex subunit 11 RING-H2 finger-domain-containing protein
Exons: 4
Coding region: 53-373 (106 amino acids)
Biological process (GO): anaphase-promoting complex-dependent catabolic process; protein ubiquitination; positive regulation of mitotic metaphase/anaphase transition
Cellular component (GO): anaphase-promoting complex; nucleus
Molecular function (GO): zinc ion binding; ubiquitin protein ligase activity; cullin family protein binding
Source: RefSeq, a predicted model, not a curated record
AUUCAAUCUACGCGCCAACCUCGAAUUCUACCUUCAAGCGACGAGAGACACGAUGAAAGUAACUAUACGCGAGUGGAACGCCGUCGCUGCCUGGCGUUGGGACAUGCCAGACGACGAUGUCUGCGGUAUUUGUCGUAACCCUUACGAUAGCACUUGCUCCAAGUGCAAGUUUCCUGGCGAUGAGUGUCCACUAUUACUGGGAGAGUGCAACCACUCUUUUCACAUGCACUGCAUCUUCUCUUGGUUGAAGCAAGAGAGCUCUCUAGAGAAGUGCCCCAUGUGCCGCCAACCUUUCAAGUCGAAGAGUCAAGACGCGCCGACAGCGACCGAAACCCCGGCACCGACCCAAGAACCCGAUACAAGCCCGCUAUAGCCUUUGAAUCAUAUGAUCGAUUACGGAAACUCGUUGAGAAGCUUGUCGUCACCUCGAUCUGCGGGUAUAUGAUUGAAGCUGGGGAAAUGGCGCUUCACAUCCGCAAUACCCCGGCUUGCACAAGGAUGUUACUAUCGGCGUUUGGAUUUGGAUGAUACCCUAAGAACUGC